Alternaria arborescens is the source of this 2883-nucleotide messenger RNA. Its product is annotated as Polyketide synthase-nonribosomal peptide synthetase. The record is from RefSeq and is a predicted model, not a curated record. Lineage: Eukaryota; Fungi; Ascomycota; Dothideomycetes; Pleosporales; Pleosporaceae. The coding region runs from base 1 to 2883 and encodes 960 amino acids. Gene Ontology annotation, molecular function: fatty acid synthase activity; 3-oxoacyl-[acyl-carrier-protein] synthase activity. The transcript is spliced from 2 exons. Gene Ontology annotation, biological process: fatty acid biosynthetic process; secondary metabolite biosynthetic process.
AUGGCGAACGAACCAUCGAAGCCGAUAGCCAUAGUUGGUAGCAGCUGUCGAUUGCCAGGGGGCGUGUCGUCACCAUCCGAAUUUUGGGAGCUACUCUGCCAUCCUAGGGAUCUGUCACAAGAGAUACCCGGUGACCGAUUCGACGCCAAUGCAUUUUACAAUCCAAAUCCGGACCAUCAUGGCACCUCUAACGUUAAAUCUGCGUACUUCCUCCAACAGGAUCCGGCCCGUUUCGAUGCGUCGUUCUUCAAUAUCAAUCCGCGCGAGGCAGAAGCCAUUGACCCCCAACAACGCAUGCUUCUCGAACUAGUAUACGAGGCUAUGGAAUCUGCUGGAUACCCUCUAGAGUCUCUGCGUGGAACCAAAACAGGCGUCUUCGCUGGACUUAUGUCGACUGACUAUCACGACAUACAAGCGAGAGAUGUCAUGAGUCUGUCACAAUAUCAUGCAACCGGGACUGCCCGUAGUAUCCUCUCGAACCGGAUCUCCUACUUCUACGAUUUUCGGGGGCCCUCUAUCACGAUCGACACAGCAUGCUCCUCUAGUCUCGUCGCCGUACACCUUGCGGUCCGGGCUUUGCGCAACCGCGAGUGCAACGUUGCUGUCGUAGCUGGCGUUAAUCUGAUCUUAGGCCCCGAGAUGUUCAUGUCUACUUCGAAUCUUCACAUGCUUUCACCAGAUGGCAAGUGUCAAAUGUGGGACGCGAAAGCGAACGGUUAUGCUCGAGCUGAAGGAGGCGGAGUCCUUGUCCUGAGAACUUUGGAGGACGCAUUACAAAACCAGGUCCCGGGCACAAUACAAAGCAUCAUUCGCGAAACAGGUGUAUACUCAGAUGGAAGGACACCUGGGAUUACCAUGCCAUCUAGUGCUAGCCAAGUCGACCUUAUGCGUACGACUUUCGAGAGAGCGGGGUUAGAUCCAACCAAUCCAGAUGAACAGUGUCAGUACUUUGAAGCCCACGGAACUGGAACACAGGCUGGCGAUGCUGCCGAGUCCAAGGCGAUCUAUACCGUCUUUUGUGAACCGUCCGAGAGCAUCCGAACCCACUAUUCGCCCCAUGAUACUAAUCCAGCGGUGCCACCAAUACUUGUCGGCUCAGUGAAGCCUAUGCUUGGUCACUCUGAAGGAGCGGCUGGUAUCGUUGGGCUUCUCAAGACCUCGCUUUCUCUUCACCACGCCAUCAUACCACCCAACCCGCCCAUUCAGCACCUUAGUGACAAAGUGUCUCCGUACUCGAAUCGCCUCAAGAUACCCCAUCAGCUGCAAGAGUGGCCUCCGACAAAGACACGACGAGCUUGCGUUAAUAGUUUCGGCUUCGGCGGAACGAAUGCACAUGUGAUUGUCGAAUCAUAUGAUGACCGUUACGACGGCACGUCCAUGGCCAUCGAAGACGAAGUUAUUCUAGGCCCUUUCGUAUUCUCCGCCACCUCUCAGAGCUCCUUGCAGAAGAUGAUGUUGUCAUACCGACGAUAUCUGUCAACCUGUGCGCACAUUAACCUGGCUGAUUUGUCUUGGUCUUUGUUCCAACACCGGUCUAGUUUCCCAGUUCGAGCAGCGGUCUAUGCGCAAGAUGUCCCUGGACUUGUCGGAGCACUAGAGAGGGAGGUUCAUUCUGCACAAACGCUCAACCCAGUCUCGUCGGUCUCACCGUCAGCCCCGCGAAAGGGACUUCUCGGUGUUUUCACUGGACAGGGCGCGCAAUGGCCAUCGAUGGGACGUUCUCUUUUUUUCAAGUCGAGACGUUUCGCAUCUACCAUGCAUGAACUUGAUACCUACUUGCAGGAACUCGCAAGCCCGCCGUCAUGGUCUCUCGUGAAUGAGCUUUUAAAACCAGCUUGCGACUCUCGUGUUCAUAUCGCUGAGUUCUCCCAGCCGCUAUGCACUGCACUGCAGAUAGCACUCCUCGACGUCUUGUUUACAACAGGUGUUCACUUCGAUGCUGUAGUGGGGCACAGUAGCGGUGAGAUAGCCGCCUCCUAUGCUGCAGGGUGCAUCAAUGCUCGGGCUGCGAUCCAGAUUAGCUUUUUACGUGGCCGUGCUGUGUCGCGCAGGACAGACGGACAGGAAGCGUCAACUUCCAUGAUGGCUGUUGGUUGCAGUGCACUUGAAACCGAACAAAUUUGUAGAGAACCCGCAUUUUAUGGGAAGAUAUUCCUCGCCGCUAGCAAUGCUCCGUCGAGUAGCACAGUCUCAGGCACCUUGGAAGCUUUAGAGAGACUCGACACGCAACUCCACGAACGGGGCAAGACUGCAAGGAUGCUCAAGGUUGAUCAGGCAUACCAUUCGCCUUUCAUCGCACAUUGUUCGGAGGGAUAUCUUUGUGAUCUAGCAGACUGCAAGAUCGACUACCGCUCAUCUUCAACGUCCGUUUGGACAUCAAGCGUCCACGGCUAUCUGAUGGACGAAUGCGCCGACUCUGUGGACGAUGAAUACUGGAGCAACAACUUGAUCAAUCCUGUACUCUUCAAAGAAGCCAUAGAACACAUUUCAGGGUCACAUGGGCCGUUCUUGGCUGCCCUGGAAAUUGGCCCACAUCCUGCCCUUCGCACCCCAGUUGUAUCGACAAUUGAAGGGGUCACAGGCUCAAAAGUUCCCUACAUGGGAAUCUUGGAACGUGGUAUGGACGCGAAUGAAUCUCUUGAGAAGUGCCUUGGUAAGCUGUGGACGGAUCUCCCGUAUCUCGAUUUCAACGAAUUCUGGAGGGCAUGUCGGGGGAUUGACUACCCUACUCCACAGUUCCUGGCCAAUCUUCCACCGUACUCUUGGGACCAUGAUCAGACCUUCUGGAAAGAAUCUCGACUAUCAAAACAGUUCCGCUUCCGCACAUCUAAACCGCAUCCCCUUCUAGGUGUACAAACUACGUGCAUCGACGAUCAGUUCUAA